Molecule: messenger RNA, 1351 nt
Organism: Lutra lutra (Eurasian river otter)
Lineage: Eukaryota; Metazoa; Chordata; Mammalia; Carnivora; Mustelidae
Gene: NTF3
Product: neurotrophin 3
Exons: 2
Coding region: 182-1039 (285 amino acids)
Biological process (GO): negative regulation of neuron apoptotic process; cell surface receptor protein tyrosine kinase signaling pathway; positive regulation of peptidyl-serine phosphorylation
Molecular function (GO): nerve growth factor receptor binding; growth factor activity
Source: RefSeq, a predicted model, not a curated record
UCUAGAAUCCUUCUCUCGGCUUUGACCUUGAAGGAGUCUGUUGUCCGCAAGAGUGGUUCCCAUGGAAGGAAGAUGAUCCCCUUAUCAAAGAGGUGGGCCACGAGCCAGGAGGAGGAAGUUGGAGCAAAGUGCUCACAGCGUUGCUGGCCUUUGGGGACAAGAGAGCAGUACUUCAGACAAGAUGGGGAAAGAGGCCGAGUCCCGGGAGCAAGUUAGCGUGGGCAAGCUCAGACAUGGGUACCUGAUCUUACAGGUGAACAAGGUGAUGUCCAUCUUGUUUUAUGUGAUAUUUCUCGCGUAUCUCCGUGGCAUCCAAGGUAACAACAUGGAUCAAAGGAGUUUGCCCGAAGACUCGCUAAAUUCCCUGAUAAUUAAGCUGAUCCAGGCAGAUAUUCUGAAGAACAAGCUCUCCAAGCAGAUGGUGGAUGUUAAGGAGAAUUACCAGAGCACCCUGCCCAAAGCAGAGGCCCCCCGCAAGCCGGAGCAGCGAGAGCCCGCCAAGUCGGAAUUCCAGCCCGUGAUUGCAACGGACACGGAACUGCUGCGGCAACAGAGGCGCUACAGCUCGCCCCGGGUCCUGCUGAGUGACAGCACCCCCCUGCAGCCCCCUCCCUUGUAUCUCAUGGAGGAUUACGUGGACAACCCCGUGGCCGCAAACAGAACGUCACGGAGGAAGAGGUACGCGGAGCACAAGAGUCACCGAGGGGAGUACUCCGUAUGCGACAGCGAGAGUCUAUGGGUGACCGACAAGUCAUCGGCCAUCGACAUUCGGGGACACCAGGUGACAGUGCUGGGGGAGAUCAAAACCGGCAACUCUCCCGUCAAACAAUAUUUUUAUGAGACACGAUGUAAAGAAGCCAGGCCUGUCAAAAACGGUUGCAGGGGCAUUGACGAUAAACACUGGAACUCUCAGUGCAAAACGUCCCAGACCUACGUCCGAGCACUGACGUCAGAAAACAAUAAACUUGUGGGCUGGCGAUGGAUACGGAUAGACACCUCCUGUGUGUGUGCCUUGUCGAGAAAAAUCGGAAGAACAUAAAUUGGCAUCUCUCCCCAUAUAUAAAUUAUUACUUUAAAUUAUAUGAUAUGCAUGUAGCAUAUAAAUGUUUAUAUUGUUUUUAUAUAUUAUAAGUUGACCUUUAUUUAUUAAACUUCAGCAACCCUACAGUAUAUAAGCUUUUUUCUCAAUAAAAUCCGUGUGCUUGCCUUCCCUCAGGCCUCUCCCAUCUGUUAAACCUUAUUUUGUGACCCGGCUCUCGGGAGCCGCUCUGUAAAAUCUAUGUACACCAGUAUUCUGCAUUCAGUAUUUGUCAAGGCCAUGACUGUCGUUUUAGUAAACUUGUUAAAAUCA